GAGGAUGCAGAAGAAGAUGACGCUCACCAGCUUUUUACCUGCGCCUACUCAGCUAUCUCAGGACCAACUUGAAGCUGAAGAAAGGGCAAGAUCUCAGCGAUCACUGCAGACCUCUCUGGUUUCCUCUCGAAGGGAGCCUCCCUCAUAUGGAUACAGGAAAGGCUGGAUUCCACGGUUGCCGGAGGAUUUUGGAGAUGGAGGUGCUUUCCCUGAAAUCCAUGUGGCCCAGUAUCCUCUGGAUAUGGGGCGACAGAAAAAAAUGUCCAAUGCUCUGCCCAUUCAUUUGGAUCAGGAAGGGAACAUUAAAUAUGACACAAUUGCUCGACAGGGACAUUCCAAAGACAAGGUCAUUUAUAGCAAAUAUACUGACCUUGUUCCAAAGGAGGAUAUGAUUCCACAUGACACAGAAACGCCAAGGCCCGAUGAGGAGACUAUUAAAGAAAUUACAGAAAGGACAAGGGCAGCUGUGGAGAAGAUUGUAGCAAAGAAGAUCGGUGGGUCCAAGCUGGUUCGGGCAGCUGCAAAGCAGCCUCCUGCCCAGUAUGUCCAUUACACGCCAUCUCAGCAAGGAAAAGCAUUUAAUUCGGGAGCUAAACAGAGGAUUAUUCGGGUCAUUGAAAGGCAGAUAGACCCAAUGGAGCCUCCACGAUUCAGGAUUAAUAAGAAAAUUCCCCGCGGACCCCCAUCUCCUCCUGUACCUGUGAUGCACUCUCCUCCUCGGAAGAUUAGUGUAGAAGAACAGAAGGAGUGGAAGAUCCCGCCAUGUGUAUCCAGGUGGAAGAACUCGAAGGGUUAUACAAUCCCACUGGAUAAACGGGAGGCUGCUGAUGGAAGAGGACUUCAGCCUGUCCGCAUAAAUGAAAACUUUGCCAAACUGUCUGAAGCACUAUACAUUGCUGAACGGAAGUGUCGAGCAGCAGUGGAAAUGCGAGCCCAAGUAGAGAGGAAGAUGGCUGAAAAAGAAAAGGAGAAACAUGAAGAGAAACUUAGAGAAAUGGCCCAGCAAGCCAGAGAAAGAAGAGCUGGGAUCAAAACCCAUGUGGAAAAAGAGAAUGGAGAGGCCCGUGAGAGAGAUGAAAUCCGUCAGGACAGGCGAAAAGAGAGGCAGCAUGACCGGAACCUUUCCAGGACAGCUCCUGAUAAGAGGUCAAAACUACAGAGAAAUGAAAAUCGAGACAUCAGUGAAGUCAUCGCUCUUGGUGUGCCCAAUCGUCCAACUUCCAAUGAAGUUCAGUAUGACCAAAGGCUCUUCAACCAAGCCAAGGGUAUGGACAGUGGAUUUGCAGGUGGAGAAGAUGAAAUUUACAAUGUUUAUGAUCAGGCCUGGAGGGGUGGCAAAGACAUGGCUCAGAGUAUCUACAAGCCCAGUAAAAAUCUGGACAAGGACAUGUAUGGUGAUGACCUGGAAACCAGGAUAAAGACCAACAGAUUUUUUCCUGAUAAGGAGUUUUCUGGUACAGACCAUAGACAGAGGGACCGAGAAGGACCAGUUCAGUUUGAGGAAGAUCCUUUUGGUUUGGACAAGUUUUUGGAAGAAGCAAAACACCACCGUGGCUCUAAAAGAUGCUCUGAUAGCAGUCACUCCAAGGAACAAGAGCCGGAAGGCAAGAAGCAGAGGAAGCAGUAGAGGGGCCUCUUAAAACUGAAAUGUGACAUAUACAGCAGAGGACUGCUUGGUCUGGCCUCAGUGAGAGGAGAUGCACCUAACCCUUGAGACACUUGAGACCCCAGAGACUGGAGACAUCCUCUUGAAGCAGAGUAAAGAAGAAUGGAAUGAGGAACUGUAACAGGGGGGACCUGGAGGGA
Molecule: messenger RNA, 1806 nt
Organism: Arvicanthis niloticus (Nile rat)
Lineage: Eukaryota; Metazoa; Chordata; Mammalia; Rodentia; Muridae
Source: RefSeq, a predicted model, not a curated record